AUGUCAUCACUGGUGAAGGAGGAUCUCAACAAGAAGCUAUUCAGAUCUCUAGGGCAAAACUUGUAUGGGUUCAUUGAAGUUGAGUGUUCAGGCCAAGAUCGGUUUUACCUCUGUGCUUCAGUGUCAAAAGGUGAAGAAGUACAAAUAUCUGUGGUAAAACACUGUAGAACUGGUCUUGAUGAGAACUAUGAAAUAUCUGAAAAAUGGCUUCUAGAUGAUUUGGAGAUGAUAGAUGGAAAAGAGGCUGAUGCUGAUAAUCCAUGGUUUGAUAUGCAUUUCAACAAAGUUUACAGUUGGGAAGCUUACAGCUGUGCAUCUAAAUAUGCCUUUGCAAGAACAUUAAACAAGUUGAAUGAGAUGUACCUGCGGAAGGACUUGAAGAUUGUGAACUUUGAUUUUACCUAUAUUAAGGAUGAAGCACUCUGGGCAUCUAAUAAUGGGGAUUGCUUUGUACUUAUGAGAAUAUGCUUUUAUGCAUCCAAUCUUUUGUGUCUGUCUCUGUGUCCCCUGCCAGGCUGA
Messenger RNA from Python bivittatus (Burmese python), 519 nucleotides. RefSeq names its product exocyst complex component 1 like (gene EXOC1L). NCBI's taxonomy places the organism in Eukaryota, Metazoa, Chordata, Lepidosauria, Squamata, Pythonidae. Gene Ontology annotation, molecular function: phosphatidylinositol-4,5-bisphosphate binding. Gene Ontology annotation, biological process: exocytosis; Golgi to plasma membrane transport. The record is from RefSeq and is a predicted model, not a curated record. Gene Ontology annotation, cellular component: plasma membrane; exocyst.